Messenger RNA from Anguilla anguilla (European eel), 4144 nucleotides. RefSeq names its product PEX5-related protein-like. Lineage: Eukaryota; Metazoa; Chordata; Actinopteri; Anguilliformes; Anguillidae. The transcript is spliced from 14 exons. Gene Ontology annotation, biological process: protein import into peroxisome matrix, docking. Gene Ontology annotation, cellular component: peroxisomal membrane; cytosol. Bases 493 to 2304 code for a protein of 603 amino acids. The record is from RefSeq and is a predicted model, not a curated record. Gene Ontology annotation, molecular function: protein binding.
UCUGCGCUGGGAUGAAAGUGAGAGAAAGAGGCCAGUCAGGGAAAAGUCGGGGAAAAAUAAAAAAGGCGAGGAUCAUUGCAAGCUCUCAAAAGCAGGAACGACAUACAACAACGUCAAAUACGUGAUCUGGGCGGGCCUCUGCACUCGAAGUAAUCAGAAGUUAUACCGGAGAAUAUCUGAAAAUUUCUAUAGCUCUGCGUCUGAGGACCAAUGUUUUCGGCUUUCGUCCGUCGUGUGCUUGCAUCUCCAUCGUAUGGAAUACAGCUAUAAAACAUAAAAGUAGUACUUUCAGCACUCGGUGCAAGGACAGCUCCGCACACACCGCAGACUGGCUUGUAAAUGUGUACGACGGACGUUCUUAUGGAACAGCUCUGACCAGCGUUCAUCAGAAAUUCAUUUUCAUUUUUAUUGAAGAAGAAGAAGAAGAAGAAGAAGAGGAAGAAGAAUAAGAGACUACCGUUGAGAAAGCCGCGAUCGUACUUUCUUCUCGACAUGUACCAGGGGCAUUCGCAGGGGAAAGACUCUAGGGCUGCAGAUAAGACUGUUGCCAUGGUGCUGAAGGAGAUUCCCAGUAAAGCGUCUUCUGAAGGAAACCCCCUCCUCACCGUGACAACCAAGCUGGUGAGUGAGCAGCAAGAAAGUCGCCCCCUCCUGAGCCCCUCCAUCGAUGACUUCCUGUCAGAAAGCAGGUGUGAUGCCACCGCCCACCCAGUGACCUCCAACACAGCAGUUUUGUCCACAGCCCUGGAUUUGGUGGAUCUCAGUGAGCCAAGCGAGAAGAGGAAAAGCAAGGGUAAAAAGAGUCCACUGAUGUCCCGAGGGGAGAGCCCGAAGUGCACACACCACAAGAACAAAUCAGAGGAGACGGAUCGAGUCCAGGUGGACGUCAAGCAUGCCACUCCCAACUUGCAGCCCCUCCAGAUAUCAGUGGAUACAGCCAGUAUCCCUACCUCCUUGGAGAAAUGGGAAGAAUUGAACCUUCAUCCCGAGAGAAGUGGCAGCAGGAAGUGGAAGUGGGAGAGAAAGUGUUCCUCAAAACAUUCUUCUAGCGAAUUCCUCUGGUCCACAGAGUACAAGUCUGAUUCAGUCUCAAAAAACUCUUUGGAAGUCAUUACACAUGGAGAAGUGGAAACCAGUCCUGUGUCUCAGUGUCACAUGACAAAGGAGCCAAGGUGGCGGGGUCCCUUCCUAUCCCGAAACCACUCCUUGGAGGAGGAGUUUGAGCGAGCUAAGGCAGCAGUUGAGUCCGAUACUGAAUUUUGGGAUAAAAUGCAGUCUGAGUGGGAGGAGCUUGCAAAAAGAAACUGGCUUGAAGACAUGGAGGCGGAAGGCCAGAAUCUACCCAACAUCUCGCCACAUGAGAAGGGUUACUACUUUCACACGGAAAAUCCAUAUAAAGACUGGCCCAAUGCCUUUGAAGAGGGCCAACAGAAAUCCCGAGAGGGGGAUCUACUAAAUGCUGUCCUGCUGCUGGAGGCGGCUGUCCUGCAGGACCCACAAGAUUCUGAGGCCUGGUUAGUGCUGGGGACCACACAAGCGGAGAAUGAGAAUGAACAAGCAGCCAUUGUGUCUCUCCAGCGGUGUCUGGAGCUCAAUCCAAAUAACCUGCAGGCUCUAAUGGCUCUGGCCGUGAGCCUGACCAAUAUAGGCAUGCAGCAGACCGCUUGUGAAGCCCUGCAUUCCUGGAUCCAACAUAACCCCUGUUACAAGCACCUGCUCAAGACCAACAACCAACUAAGCAGCUCACCCACAAACCAACAAAGGAUGCCCCAUACCUCUGCCCAGGGAAGCUCCCUUUUGGUGGAGGUGAAAGAAGUAUUCCUAGAGGCUGCUCAGCUGAACCCAGAUGUAAUCGAUCCUGACCUGCAGACAGGCCUUGGUGUGCUCUUCAACCUCAGCUCUGAGUUCAACAAAGCUGUGGAAGCCUUUAAUGCAGCCCUUUCCGUGCGACCAGAGGACUACCUGCUGUGGAACCGCCUCGGGGCGACACUGGCGAAUGGGGAUCGCAGCGAGGAGGCGGUGGAGGCCUACACCAAGGCACUGGAGUUGCAGCCUGGCUUCAUCAGGUCCCGCUACAACCUGGGCAUCAGCUGCAUCAACCUGGGCGCUCACAGGGAGGCAGUGAGCAACUUCCUGACAGCCCUGAACCAACAGAGAAGGAGCAGGAGUCACCAGGUCAUGUCCAGCAACAUCUGGGCAGCCCUGAGGAUUGCACUCUCCAUGAUAGACCGACCGGAACUCUUCCAGGCUGCCAACAUUGGGGACUUGGACCUACUCAUGAAGGCCUUCAAUGUGGACAUAUGACCUUGAGCGCCUGUCACAUGUAAUAAGCCAAGAAUCCAAAGUUGUGUACAUAUUCAAAGAAAUCUAACUGCCUUUUCCCCUUUCCUUUACAUGGUACAGAAGUAGCCAUUUUGAAAAGCACAUUUGCAAGCAUAGGUUGAGUGCUUGAAGACACUAUUGCGAUGUUUUUGCACUGCGAUUAGGGACUUCCCUGAAGAGCAUAAGGAUUUAUGAAGAUAGUACAAGUAUGCCUUACAGCAGUUCCACCUAAAUGGUUGUGUACAUAUUCAGUGGAAUGUAGAAAACUGAGGCUAAUGCCACUAAGGCCCACAUGGGCUUCCCAGGUCAUAUAUUUCAUGAUGGUCAGAGUGGUCCAGACACUGAAUCGAUUGAAUGCAAAGCUCAGCUUCUGUGCAGCAACAGAUUACCUGUUUCAAUUCAUGGGAAUUUUCUUUGGAGAUUAUUGUAUUCAUUGACUUUAUAUUACUGUUUCUCUUCAAUAAGUUAUGAAGGAAAAUAGACUGCAUGGAAACUAUUUCCAAAUGAUAAUUCAAUUAAUCAUUUCAUUCUACCUUCCAGGGAUCUACAAGCAGAAAGCCUUACUUAAAAUGCAUGCCAAUCAUUCAGAUUUUCCUUUUUUACAAGCUACGCUAACCACUGAACAUGAGACCCCUCUGGCACAUUUAAUUUAAUACUGAAAGCCAUGUCCACCUUUACACGUGACUGCUCCUACGUAAGUCUCUACAAGAGUGUUCUCAAUGUUCAAUAAUGACUCAGGUUUUUUAUUUAUGAAUUUAUUUUUUAUUUUGGUUGCUCUCCCUCUGUAACCCACUUAAGGCCAGUUUAUAGUCUAGCAACAGUGUCGCUCAAAUUAAUUAGUGGAAUAUUCAUGAAUGUUCUAUCAUCGCCCUACAUUGACAGAGGCUGUUGUCGUUGGUAAAAAGUAUAAACACACUACAGCAACAUUCCAGCAACAGCUGACACUGAGAGGAUAAUGGAGGAAGAAGCAGCUUUAAUACAUGUGAUUAUGUCUGUUGCUCCUCAAAAGGAGAAAGCAUACACUGAAGGCAUAUUUUUGUGAUAUAGCCUAAGUACAAGGGAGCAUUCGGAGGAGUACAAUUCUCUAGUUAGAGAAUGCUUGAGGUUCAAAGAUGUGGAUUUCACCAGAAUGCCACUGAGCUUAUUUGAUCAGAUUCUGUCACUUGUUGUAACAAAUCUGCAACACAGGCUAACUCACAAGCCAAUAUCGCCCACUGAAAGAUUAACCUUAACCCUAUACGAUAAUGUACGUAGGCUACUGUUAAUAACAUUGGAUUUGUUAAUAACAUAAGUUGCUGUUAAAGCAAAUAACUUCAGUACAUUCACAGGAGUAGCCUACAUAAACGCUUGCUAUCUAGAUUGCUCACCACAAAUGUGUCAUUGUAACUAGCCUAUUCACAACACCAAAUAUUAACAUUGGUAAUUUGUACUGUAACAUGGCUGCAGCUGCUUCCUGUGUUGGAUUGUAGCCGAGCAUCUCAUUAUCAACAGUCUAGCUAAGCAUCAAUCAUUGAAAUUACAUUGUUAUCAAUAAUAAUUGUAAAUUGUGCCAAUUUGUAAUGCUAUUCACAUGCUUGCUAUGCAGGACAGUUAUCUAACCUGAUAGUCUGCUAAGGGGCUGCCCUACAUUAUACAAGUUGCGGGCUCCUGAUUUUUCUAAUUGGGAUUCAACUGGUUUACGGGCCCAUUGUUUUUUUAGAUGUCAAAAAAAUUUGGGGACAGUCGGCUUGAAUUCAUCAGGUGUGAGUGGUCAUGCGAGCCGAUUCUGUGUUUCAAUUCCUGUUGACCAAUCAGGAGGUUGCUCUGUGUAUGAGGUUUUGCC